Ilex paraguariensis (yerba mate) is the source of this 408-nucleotide messenger RNA. NCBI's taxonomy places the organism in Eukaryota, Viridiplantae, Streptophyta, Magnoliopsida, Aquifoliales, Aquifoliaceae. The record is from the annotation of a GenBank genome assembly.
AUGGCUUCAAAGAUUUUGUGUCAAUUAGGAAAGCUGCACAAAAUUGGUACUGGCGCCCUCAGUCACCAACGCAGAGACCUUACAGCUAAUUCUCUCGUAGAACCCUUCAUUCUCCGAGCUUCCGGAACCCAAAUAUUACUUCAUGCAAGACCUUACUCGGAUAUUCCUCAACCACUUAACAUUGAUCCUGAUUCACCUAAUAACGUUGCCAUCGAAAGUGAAGCAAAGAAUAUGAAUAGGGUUUCGAGUUCUUCAAUGUCGUCAUCUUUAAACGAAGCUGAACUAGCGAAAUUUGCUGCCAUUGCUGAAACCUGGUGGGAUGCUGAAGGACCAUUUAAGCCAUUGCAUGUGAUGAAUCCUACGAGACUUGCUUUCAUUAGGUCGACUCUUUGCCGACAUUUCAGGUAG